Ruditapes philippinarum (Manila clam) is the source of this 2878-nucleotide messenger RNA. Its product is annotated as complement C1q and tumor necrosis factor-related protein 9A-like. Gene Ontology annotation, molecular function: protein binding. The coding region runs from base 75 to 818 and encodes 247 amino acids. The transcript is spliced from 2 exons. NCBI's taxonomy places the organism in Eukaryota, Metazoa, Mollusca, Bivalvia, Venerida, Veneridae. The record is from RefSeq and is a predicted model, not a curated record.
AUACUAGACCCUCUUCCUGUUUAUUUAAACUUCUUCGCAUUGGAAGAAACGUUUGUGUCACUUUGGAAAUAAAAAUGAGAAUUUCAUUUUGUAAAAUUUUCUUUUUGAGUUACCUACUGACAUAUGCAAAGUCAGAGGAACCACACUGUUCAAAAUAUGAUUUUGAAGAGAAAGUGUUAGAGAAAAUGGUUCGCAUGGAAUUUCAAAUGGAGAGAAUGAAAUCUGAAAUGGAACAAACAGUGAAAAGUGUUGAUCGUAAACUGAAUGAAAUGGAUGAAAAACAGGCAAAACUUUCGUAUACCAUUAAAACAACACAGGAAGUGUUAAGUGAGAAAAUCGAAGCACAACACAACAAAACGACAGAGGUUAUUGAGACCAAAUUAAAGGAACUGCCAAGUCUAAAAGAUCAGAUUGUGACACCAACUGUGGCAUUCAAGGCAAGACUAAAUGCUCACACUGCCGCUCCUGCUGGUCAAGUUAUAGUGUUUCCUACAGUACUCUUCAAUGAAGGAGAUGCUUACAGCAGUCAGACAGGGAAAUUUACGGCCACAACAAACGGAACAUAUCUUUUUACUAUAGCAUUUUGUGUCCUACCAAACAAACAUUUGAAAGUGGAUAUAAUGGUUGAUGGUGUAGCAUACACUAAGACAUACAUUAAAGACACCGAUGAUGUCGACUGUCAUACAGGUGACACUGUCGCUGUGUUAAAACAUGGACAGAGUGUGUGGGUUCAGCCAUAUGGUAGUAGCUCUGGUAAUAUAAUUUACCCUUCUUCAGGUUAUUGGCACACAUUUUCCGGAGUUUUGCUUCAUACAUAAACACAAUACUUCCUGCAUAUGAUUUCACACGACUUGUUAUACAAUUAUUAAUAAUUAUCAAACACGUUGAUGAAACAAAUGCAAACUGUUUCUGUGGAUAGCUAUUAAACUAUUUCAUUCAUUAAUUAUCAUAAUCUUAAAGACAUUUGAUAUUACUUACUUGGUAUAAUUAGGUAAACACAAUGUCCGAAUGUUUCAUUACUGUGUCAUAUCUCACUAAUGUUAAAUAUAGCAUCAGAUUAAUUAACAUCAUUGUACUCAACAUAAAUAUAUAUAUAUAUAUUUGGACGAGUACCCGUGUAACGGAUAGACUUCGGAACACUAGUUAUGAACUCAAAACGGUUCGAGGACAGAGCUUAAAAGACAACUGCAUGUACAACUUGGCUUUUAUUAAAAUGUGACUUUUUGCAUGAAAAGUAUCGAUUUGCAGACAAAAGCAAAUCCUUUUGAUAGAAUAUAGACCUUUUUACAAUACGAUUUUCCAUAGCAACGAAUGUUGCAUUUCGCGCAUGCGCAUUCUGCGUAGGGCAGAAAGCAAUAACGAUGUCUAUACAGUUUAUCAUACUUUAAGGCUUUAAUAGAUGCGAUUUCAUGUUAUGUCACCCCAAAAAUAUUAAUUUUGGGAUGACUUAAUUAAGACGGUAAGUACUGAAAACGUGAAUUUAUUUUUAACAGAUCUACGAAAAUGUGCGGGAGUAAUAAUUCAAUGGUCAAAACGGGCACACACAUGUCUUUGUUUAAGGUAUCAUUAGACGACUUUUCCAUCAGUAAUUUAAAUUGAAACAGCAGGGUGUUAAAGAUAAAAUUUUAUUACCCCUAUAUUACAUAAUAUUACACAAUUUGUAUUGUACACUUCCUUUGAAUAACUGGAUUGGUCAGGCGGCAAGUGUCAAACAGAUUGGCACUUGAACGUUUGUUCAUUCAACCGGGACGUUUAAAUAUCAUGAUAUAGUUAAUCAGUUACGCUUAUUAAGAUGGUAAUGUUAAUUUAUGUAACUUUUAAAUAUACCGAUCAAUGUUUAUGGAUUUUGAGAAGAGAAAAAUUGUGUGAGGUGCAUUAUUAAAAAUGACAUGUAUUACGAAGUGUGUUAUAUCUUUUCCAAACAACCCAUCUUAACUUUUCAAGAUUUUGAAAAAAAAAAAUAAAAAUUUAAAAUCUAUUAAAUAAUCUAAAAAAAUUUCUGUUUGCAUCACAGGCAAAUCGGAUAAAGGAUAUAAUCAGGUAUAUUGAACACUAAAAAUGCAUUAUCACCUGUUUUUAUAUUUUUUCUGAAUGAUAAUUAAUCUCGAUUUCAUGUUAUAUAAUUUCUUUUGUUUUUAAAUGAACUAUUUCACGAGCAAAUAAGUUGACUUUUCAUUUGCUAAUAGAUAUAUUUCCACAUAUUCUUUCAAAAAAUGAUCUCAGUGUCAGGUCCGUGAUCGUAAAUUCUUAAAAAAGUAUCUUUUCCAUGCCUUUUUAUGGCAUUCUUCGCCACAAAGCUAUAAAGUCAUCUUUUCUAUAUUUGUUGAAAGCUAUUUUAUAUAACAUUCUACCGUUUACCUUGAACUAACUCUUGUCUAUGAACUUCUACUAUAUUUCUAUGUAAGGCGAAGCAUUUUUUGGCCUACGUAGAUUGCGCAUGCGCGAGAAAAUUCUAAUGCCGGUCUAAUUUUUCGUAGCAACGGACCGCGUCGUAAAAAGGUCUAUAUGUUUUUAGAAUGCAUGUAUCUUAUUACUGUGGGUAAUGUGUCCUCGCCGAUAUCGGGAUAAUGCUAACGUUGCAAGUGGCUACUUAUAAAUAGGACAUAUUCGCAUUAAUUCUUUCCCUUUUUACUUAAAGUUUUAUAUGACACAUGUAUACGUGUAUUCAAAAGUAAAAAAUACAACCGUUGUUAUAGUACUAUGUCGUAAAUAAAAGGUAGUAACACCAAGUCCUGCUCAAUAUUUCUUACGCAAGAAACGUAGUUCUAAAGAUAAACGUCAUAGUAUGUAACAGUUUGUUUCAUAAAGAUAAACAGCAUAUUUAGUAUGUAGUAGUAUAUUUUUAAAUGUUUUUUUUUUAUGAAAGAUAAUGUUCAUA